Molecule: messenger RNA, 2074 nt
Organism: Anolis sagrei ordinatus
Lineage: Eukaryota; Metazoa; Chordata; Lepidosauria; Squamata; Anolidae
Source: RefSeq, a predicted model, not a curated record
CGCGGCGGAAGUGACGCACUGGGCUGGCUCCCUUCUCGGCGGCUGGAGCGGUGCGGCGGGGCUGCGGGUCCUUUCCCCUCACGGUUCCGCCAUGUCCGCGCCCGGAGGAGGAGGAGGAGGCGGAGGAGAGUUUGGCAACCCGCUGCGCAAGUUCAAGCUGGUCUUCCUGGGCGAGCAGAGCGUUGGAAAGACCUCCCUGAUCACCAGAUUUAUGUAUGAUAGUUUUGACAACACUUACCAGGCAACUAUUGGAAUUGAUUUCCUCUCAAAGACCAUGUAUUUAGAAGACCGUACGAUCAGGCUUCAGCUUUGGGACACAGCCGGCCAGGAGAGGUUCCGCAGCCUCAUUCCCAGCUACAUCCGGGACUCUGCUGCGGCUGUGAUUGUCUUUGACCUGACAAAUCUAAAUUCCUUCCAACAAACCUCCAAGUGGAUCGACGAUGUUCGAACAGAAAGAGGAAGUGAUGUCAUCAUCAUGCUGGUGGGGAAUAAAACCGACCUUGCAGACAAGAGACAAAUAACUACAGAAGAAGGCGAGCAGCGAGCUAAAGAACUGAGCGUGAUGUUCAUCGAGACCAGUGCAAAGACUGGCUAUAAUGUGAAACAGCUUUUCCGCCGUGUGGCUGCCGCUUUACCUGGGAUGGACAGCACUCCUGAGAAAAGCAAAGAUGACAUGAUUGACAUCAAACUAGAGAAACCUCCUGAGCAGCCAGUAUCAGAGAGCGGCUGCUCCUGCUAAAAGGGAUCCCGUUGUGCAGCGACUCCUUCCCGAUUGGCCAGUCCGAUCUCACCGAAGAGCAUCCCUUUUCAUUGACGAGAGAAGUGUAACUUUCCUGGGGUCUGAUAUGCAUUUGAGCCCCCCUCCCUGUACUGCGGACAGCCUUGGCUGCUCCCUCCCUACUGCAUGGUGUGAAUCCUCCAAUGUGUCCUGUCCCUUGUUGGUUGUUGCACUUGGGUGCGGUGGCACUCUUUUUUUACUAGGUUUCCUAUUGUGCGCGUGUUCACCUCGCUGUGUUGUCCUAUGAGGGGGAAAGGGGAGGGUACAGCCAAGGAGCUAGUGGAGCUGGGGCAUCCCUUGCUUCUUUAGUCUUGCUUUGGAUUUGCCCCUCUUUCCAGAGAUUGUUCCUUUGGUUGGAUUUGGCCAUGGCUCUUCCUGCAGCCUUGCAAAGUCCAGCGCUGGCUUCCUGCAAAGGGCGCACAGCCACCGGCCGCUCACUUUCCCAACUAUCCUCUUUCUUGGAAAAUAGAGAGGAAGGGCAACAAAAUUGUCAUUGUUUCUACUUUCAACUCCCCCCCCCCCCCUUUGUCUCUCUAGAUUGGCUUAGUUACCUUUAGUGACAGAUAAGCUGCCCUUUUUCUGGAAGAUUUUGGUGCUCAGUCAACACAAAUGAGGGCAGCAGGUAAAACUGGACUGAUUAGAGACCUUAUGUUGGAAACCUGGUUCCUGCAUAGUGACAAAAAAGGGAGUCUCAGUAUUAGGAGAUUAGGUAUUCUCAACUACUUUCUUAUACCUCUACUCUAUUUUUCCUCCUCCCCCAAUGCAUUCAGCAAGGUCUCUUUCUGAAGGAGCUGUGAACCUCACCGUUUUUAGCUGAAUUGAAACAGGGACGUGUAAAAUGCCAGGAGCUGCUAUUUUUGUAUAAUUUAUCACUUGUGUCUCAUUUUAAAUAUGCAAAGUGCUUUUUUCAUGCUUCAUAGCUCCAUUGUUGUAUUUUUUUCCCCCCGAUGGCUAUGAACAAGCACAUUCCUACCACUGUUGGGUGAGUCCAUGUCUAACUAUAGGCAGGACUCUCAUUUGAAUUAUAUUUUUUCAUUCUAUUGGGCUCACCUGGCCUUCAGAGUUGAAAGUGGAUGACAUCGUUAUUCCCCUUGAACGGGUCCAGCCACUGUAUAUGAAGUGAUAUAUAGUUAAAUAGAUAUAUAGGGUUUUGUGUUCUGGUAUAAUUCUCCUCCUCCCUCCUCCGCAACUUACUUUGAUACUUCAAGCUGUGUCUGACAUCUGCUUGCUCUGCAAAAGAGUGACUUGUUUACUGAAAGUCUUUAGAGGACAAAAAUUAGAUUUUGCAAAGAAUGU